CUAACACCAACCAUACAUAUAUCCUUCAUUUCACAUCCUCACAACACACACCAAUGGCAGCCACAGGAGAAACUCAACCUGCAAAACACCAAGAAGUUGGCCACAAGAGUCUCCUUCAAAGUGAUGCUCUCUAUCAAUACAUUCUUGAAACCAGCGUUUACCCAAGAGAGCCACAAUCCAUGAAAGAGCUUCGUGAAGUCACCGCGAAACACCCUUGGAACUUAAUGACGACAUCUGCUGAUGAAGGACAAUUUUUGAAUCUACUUCUUAAACUUAUAAAUGCUAAGAACACUAUGGAGAUUGGUGUUUAUACCGGUUAUUCCCUUCUUUCCACUGCUCUUGCUCUCCCAGAUGACGGAAAAAUAUUGGCUUUGGACAUAAAUCGUGAAAACUAUGAAAUUGGACUUCCAAUUAUUGAAAAAGCUGGCGUUGCUCACAAGAUUGACUUUAGAGAAGGCCCUGCUUUACCUCUACUUGACCAAAUGGUCGAUGAUGUAAAAUUCCAUGGAUCAUUUGACUUUAUUUUUGUGGAUGCUGAUAAAGACAACUACCUUAACUACCACAAGAGAUUAAUUGAUCUUGUCAAAAUUGGCGGAGUCAUUGGCUACGACAACACCCUUUGGAACGGUUCUUUAGUGGCCCCACCAGAUGCACCACUCAGGAAGUAUGUCAGGUAUUAUAGAGAUUUUGUGUUGGAGCUUAAUAAAGCUUUAGCUGUUGAUCCGAGGGUGGAGAUUUGUCAGCUUCCAGUCGGUGAUGGAAUCACCUUAUGCCGCCGUGUAAGCUAAUCACAAAUCACGUACUAAACUUGAGCAUGCAAUUGCAAGAUUACAAUGCACGACAACUAUUUUCUUUAACGUUUCAUAUAUUCAAAACUUGAUAAAGAAUCAUAUGUACACUUUCUCCUAUGUAAUUCGUCAAAUGUUAAUUAAUGUUAUUUUUCUUCAUUGUACCAGAUGUUUCAUAUUUCAUUUACACCAUACAUAUACCUUCAUUUCAAAUGUAUGGAGAGC
This is a messenger RNA of Cynara cardunculus var. scolymus (artichoke), 1013 nucleotides long. RefSeq names its product caffeoyl-CoA O-methyltransferase-like. Lineage: Eukaryota; Viridiplantae; Streptophyta; Magnoliopsida; Asterales; Asteraceae. The record is from RefSeq and is a predicted model, not a curated record. Gene Ontology annotation, molecular function: O-methyltransferase activity; S-adenosylmethionine-dependent methyltransferase activity. The transcript has 3 exons. The coding region runs from base 54 to 788 and encodes 244 amino acids.